UAUAACUGAGUCUGCGUGGAACCUGUUACAAGUGUGCGCGAAACAAAGCGAUAAGAAUUGCUAGUAUCCUCGGGAACCGCAGGAUGGCUCUCGCUGCCUGUCGGAACGGACAUUCUUAUCUUGGCGUUCCCUUGAGCGCAACGCUUUGUUUAUCAACCACUUGUCGCUAUCUCUUUAUCGCUCUGCCUUCCGAGCUUCUAUCACCGGUGUUCUAUCCCGAUUCAUUCCUCUUUCACCGAAGGCCGUAAUAUCUGGACUGGAGUAACGAAUACCCGCACGACAUUCAGGAACGCAAGUUGAACGAGGCCCAAGAAUUCAAGCAAACAAAGAUACAGAAUGAGGCUACCUAACGCCUUACGUUGAUGGCGAGUAGAUCGUCAGCUCACGUCAAACAUCAACACUGAAAAACGAACGCGAGACGUCUCUAACUUUGAAAUGAAAGCACAGCCCGUGCUACGCUUCGGCGCCCGCCAUCUGCACCCCCUUGGCUUCCCAGCGCUUUUUUUUGUUUCUUUCGCAAUCAUAGUGACCGUUUAUCUCUUCAUAGUCAUGGUCGACAUUGCGCCCCGCGUUUCCGUCAAGAGCAAUCUCAGCAACCUCGACACCAUCAACAAAUCAACAUUAUGGUACGAAGAAAGCGAGAACUUCAAGUCCCUGGAAGACGGCAUCACUUACAUCGUCCCAAACAUUGUUCACUUCAUAAAAUUCGGCGAUAACCCCCUGUCCUUCGUGGAAGCGGUUUGCAUCAGGGCGGCCUGGUUGCAUCAGCGGCCAGAAACACUGAUGAUUCACUGCGACCAGUGCAACAGGACCGUUCAAAGUCCCCUGUGGUACCUCAUCAAGGACAUACCUGUCCUCAAGCUCCAGACUACGGUGAGGCCGACAGAGGUCUUCGGGAUCAAGUUCAGUUACAUUCAGCACGCCUCGGACGUCGUUCGUCUUCAGGUCCUCAUGAAGUACGGAGGAAUCUACCUGGACAGCGACUCCUAUAUCGUCAAGAGUUUAGAUCCUUACCGCCGCUACAAAAUGUCUAUAGGCUGGCCUCCGGGAGCGAACGUGGGUAAUCAGGUCCUCGUGGCUCACAAGGAUACCCGCUACCUGAAGCUCUGCUACGAGUCCUACCGCGAAUACCGACCGGACCUGUGGUACUGGAACGCUGGAGUUCUCCCGACUGAGAGGUUCUUGAGCGUACAUCCCGAACUUGUGCAUAGCGUUCCUCACGACUUCGGGGUUGCCGAGAGCGACGCCCAAAUACUUUACGCCAAGUGCGACGACAGCUGGAAAAACUACUCGGCGUUCCACCUGUUCUUUAGGCACAUUGGAACGUACGUACCGCCAGAACCUAAACGGUUCGGGCCGAUCACGAUUGACACCGUGUCCAAGUACGAUAGGAACUUUGGCCAGCUGGCGCGGCUGGUGCUUUACGGUACCACGAAGUUGGGUGCCAGUGAGAUCAAGAGCAUUGAUUGGCUCUCGAGACAUCCGCCGGAGUAUUCGGAAUAUGGGUGCAAGCUACCGGCCUCCUCACCCAAACACUAAAUGGUGAUCAGCAAAACGAUAGACAUUUUGCGACUACGCGCAUACACGUGGAAUUCACUAUGACCGUGUUACUACUCCGUGACUACAUAGAGCACGCCGACUAUGAAGUUCGAAGCAAAACGUACGGCUCGUUAGGAAUUCAACAACUAACCCGUUGUUGUUUUAUUCCCGUACGUAUUAAAGUGCAAAUGUGUCUUUCAGGA
Molecule: messenger RNA, 1742 nt
Organism: Ixodes scapularis (black-legged tick)
Lineage: Eukaryota; Metazoa; Arthropoda; Arachnida; Ixodida; Ixodidae
Exons: 2
Coding region: 436-1539 (367 amino acids)
Source: RefSeq, a predicted model, not a curated record